AUGACGGGGGUAGAGCCUCCCAGUACUGCCGUCACCACCGUCGAGAGCCUGAGGCCGGACGCCCAGGGACUGCGGCUGCUCGUCAAGGUUGUGGAUGUGAAGACCGUGCUGGACAAGGCUCCGAGGCCGAACGGCAGGACACAGAAGGUGGCUGAGUGCUUGAUUGGGGACGAGACAGGCACCAUCCUCUUCACCGCUCGCAAUGAGCAAGUGGAGAUCGCCAAGCCCGACACCUACCUCGACCUUCGUGGGGCCAAGAUUGACAUGGUCAACAACAGCAUGAGGCUAGCCGUGGCCCCAGGCGGGAGCAUGGAGGCCGUGACAGGGCACACUUUCAACCCCCGGACCGACUUCAACCUGUCCCUCAUCGAGUUCGAGCUGGUCCUGGUGCCACGGGAAGAGGCUGGCCCCAGCCCCGCUACAGUCGGGGGCAUCGAUCCAGCUCGAGGGCCUUCCCUGACAGGCGGAGCCGAGGGCACGGAGGAGCCCAGCCAGGCGAUCCCAGAAGAGGAAGGUUGA
Auxenochlorella protothecoides is the source of this 519-nucleotide messenger RNA. RefSeq lists its product as uncharacterized. Lineage: Eukaryota; Viridiplantae; Chlorophyta; Trebouxiophyceae; Chlorellales; Chlorellaceae. The coding region runs from base 1 to 519 and encodes 172 amino acids. The transcript has 4 exons. The record is from RefSeq and is a predicted model, not a curated record.